Carica papaya (papaya) is the source of this 1020-nucleotide messenger RNA. RefSeq names its product xyloglucan endotransglucosylase protein 34. Gene Ontology annotation, cellular component: apoplast; cell wall. The record is from RefSeq and is a predicted model, not a curated record. NCBI's taxonomy places the organism in Eukaryota, Viridiplantae, Streptophyta, Magnoliopsida, Brassicales, Caricaceae. Gene Ontology annotation, biological process: xyloglucan metabolic process; cell wall biogenesis. Gene Ontology annotation, molecular function: xyloglucan:xyloglucosyl transferase activity; hydrolase activity, hydrolyzing O-glycosyl compounds.
UCUCUGUUCUCUGAGUUGCAGAGCAUGGCUUUUCAAAUGUGGGUUCUCUUUCUGGGUGCUCUCUUUAUGGUCUCCGGAGCCAUGGGAGGUACUCCAAGACCACCUGCACCAGUCCCAUUUGGAAGAAAUUACAAGCCCACAUGGGCUUUUGAUCACAUUAAGUACUUAAAUGGUGGCUCGGAGGUUCUUCUUAAUCUCGAUAAAUACACUGGUACUGGUUUCCAAUCCAAAGGAACAUACUUGUUUGGUCAUUUCAGUAUGCAAAUAAUGUUGGUUCCCGGAGACUCUGCCGGAACUGUGACUGCCUUCUAUCUCUCGUCUGAAAACUCGGAGCACGAUGAAAUAGAUUUUGAGUUCUUGGGGAACAGGACAGGUCAGCCCUACAUUCUUCAAACAAAUGUGUUUAGUGGAGGGAAAGGUGACAGAGAACAGAGGAUCUACCUCUGGUUUGACCCAACCAAAGCUUACCAUUCCUACUCUGUUCUCUGGAACUUGUAUCAGAUAGUGUUCUUCGUCGAUGACGUUCCAAUCAGAGUGUUCAAGAACUGCAAAGACUUAGGUGUAAGAUUCCCAUUCAACCAGCCAAUGAAGAUAUACUCGAGCCUGUGGAACGCAGAUGACUGGGCGACUCGUGGUGGUUUGGAGAAGACGGAUUGGAGCAAGGCACCCUUCAUAGCUUCCUACAGAGGGUUCCAGGUGGAUGGGUGCGAAGCAUCGGUGGAGGCCAAGUUCUGCGCCACGCAGGGCAAACGUUGGUGGGACCAGAAGGAGUUUCAAGACCUCGACGCCUAUCAAUGGCGGAGACUGCGCUGGGUUCGUCAGCAGUGGACCAUUUACAACUACUGCACUGACAGGUCUAGGUACCCUACUCUUCCUCCUGAGUGCUCCAGAGACAGAGACAUCUGAUAAUCUACCCUACACAAUCAAUUCAUGGAGAUUCAUCUAUAUAUACGUAGACAUUAUUAUAUAAAUGAUUAAGCUUGUCAGUGUAUUGAAUAAUUAUUAUUCAUUCUUCUUUUU